AUGGGUAUCGUGGAAAAGUUUCUUCCCAAGGAUGACCGCUUUGCGGCACUCCUGUUGUAUGGCAUGGUCUUUUCAACUUGUUUCAAUGGGUAUGAUGCUGGGAUCAUGACAGUCAUUCUGGCCGAUAAACAGUUCAUCGAAUACUAUAGCAUCAAUGACAAUAAAUCGGGAUUGGUUGCAACGAUCCCCUGGGCGAUGACAGGUCUCGCCCAACUCUGGCUUGGCGGCUCCCUCGCUGGGUGGUUCGGACGUCUUUGGGCUUUACGGGUGUCCAUCUGCAUAAUGAUCAUCGGAGUAGUCGUCGAAGUUAUCCCAAAUAGCUUCGGGGUUUUGAUCCUGGGGAGACUCUUGACAGGUCUAGGCUUCGGGUGCGUAUACAUCUCCACCAACCUCUAUGUCGCCGAGUGUGCACCCACCAAGCUCCGUGGCAGCUUCGUUGGAACGGUAUCCCAGUUCGGCUACCAGCUGGGUACCCUGAUCGCCUUCUGGUCCGGCUAUGGAAUGUCCUUUCACAAGUCACCUUACAAUAUUGCCUGGCGCGUUUCCAAUAUCAUCCAGAUCCCCAUCGGUCUGGCAUUUAUCGUAGUCUCGUUCUGGUACCCUGAAAGCCCACGGUACAUGCUGGAGAAGCACCCCGAGACGCCCGAACGGGCUCUGAAUGUCCUCAGCAGACUCAGAUCUGGUGCACCGACUGACGAACGUAUCCGGAGGGAGUUCCAUGAGCUUGUUGCCUCGUAUGAGUUCCGCCGCAGGUAUGAUACGGGGUAUAUCGGGCUUCUCAAGAAUAAGAGCAUGCGAAAGCGAUUGCUUUAUGGCAUCUACGCUGCAAGUCUUCAGCAGUGUGGUGGUAUUGCUUCGCUUACUAUGUAUGCCACCUUGAUCUACCAGAGUCUUGGAUGGGACACGGGUUCGCAGGCGUUGACGAUCAAUGGGAUCCAAUCUGUCCUCCAGCUACUCAUUGUGUUUGUCAAUACAUUCACAGUUGACAGAUUUGGUCGACGGGGUCUGCUGCUUGCUGGGUUUGCUAUUCAGUCGCUGGCACUCUUGAUCAUGUCUUGUCUUACAACUGCUUAUCCGACAAACGGGAACAAGGCAGCUGCUAUCGUGGAGGUUGCUAUGUUGUUCAUUGUUGGAUUGACGUACUGCUGGUCAAAUGGCCCUAUUGCCCCGACGGUGGUGACGGAGAUCUUCCCUCAGCAUGUUAGAGAUAAGGGGUUUGUCUUGGCCGUCUUUCAACAAAAGGGUUGGGGGUCACAGCUAUUGGCUACUGUUUGGUUUGAACAUAGCUGCUGGGACCGUUGCGCCAUCCAGAUAUCUGUUUACUUCAUUCUCCCCGAAACCAAAGGCAUAUCCUUGGAGCGAAUGGAUACGAUCUUUGGAGGUCCUGAUAAUGUAGCGGCUGGGGAAUCUGAAGGAACUUCUGAAAAACGCGAAGCGAUGGCCAUCAUGAACGAAGGAGAAGAGACACCAGUUGCUCAUGUGGAGGAUGCUGCCCAAGACCGCUCCUCCCGCGGACCGGAAAGGUCGUCUGUUUGA
Messenger RNA from Penicillium expansum, 1536 nucleotides. Its product is annotated as Major facilitator superfamily domain, general substrate transporter. Gene Ontology annotation, cellular component: membrane. Gene Ontology annotation, molecular function: carbohydrate:proton symporter activity. Bases 1 to 1536 code for a protein of 511 amino acids. The transcript is spliced from 9 exons. The record is from RefSeq and is a predicted model, not a curated record. Gene Ontology annotation, biological process: carbohydrate transport; transmembrane transport. Lineage: Eukaryota; Fungi; Ascomycota; Eurotiomycetes; Eurotiales; Aspergillaceae.